Bicyclus anynana (squinting bush brown) is the source of this 2462-nucleotide messenger RNA. RefSeq names its product muscle LIM protein 1 (gene Mlp60A). The coding region runs from base 179 to 1666 and encodes 495 amino acids. Lineage: Eukaryota; Metazoa; Arthropoda; Insecta; Lepidoptera; Nymphalidae. The record is from RefSeq and is a predicted model, not a curated record. Gene Ontology annotation, molecular function: structural constituent of muscle; actinin binding. Gene Ontology annotation, cellular component: cytoplasm; Z disc; nucleus. The transcript is spliced from 11 exons. Gene Ontology annotation, biological process: muscle tissue development; sarcomere organization.
GGCGGCGCCCCUCCACUGGGGCCGUGUGCAACUCCGCAUAGACUACGGUGGCCGGCUGCCCUCGCGCAUCAUUCGACCUCCGCGCACCGCAGUCUCGGCACCGCCCUGCACUGUACACGCGUACCGGGAGUUACACUCUCGUACCGAAUCGACGAACAGGAUAAGUUAAGCGAGCACAAUGCCUUUCAAACCAGCAGACAACCCCAAGUGUCCGAAGUGCGGCAAGUCCGUAUACGCGGCUGAAGAGCGUGUAGCCGGCGGACUCAAAUGGCACAAGAUGUGCUUUAAGUGUGGACUGUGCCAGAAGUUGCUGGACUCCACCAACUGCUCAGAACACGAAGGCGAACUCUUCUGCAAAGUAUGUCACGCGCGUAAAUUCGGACCAAAAGGCUACGGUUUCGGCGGCGGUGCUGGCUGCCUAUCCAUGGACGCCGGCGAUCAUCUAAAAGCUGAGCAGGGCGUACGCACUAACGGAGCCUGCUUGGAGCCACGUGUGAUAGCGAAGGCACCUCCGGGUGAAGGCUGUCCGCGUUGUGGCGGCUACGUGUACGCUGCUGAGCAGAUGUUAGCUCGUGGACGGGGAUAUCACAGAAGAUGCUUUAAUUGCAAUACUUGUCACAAACCGCUUGAUUCCACGAUACAUUGCGAUGGCCCAGAUAAAGAAAUAUAUUGUCGAGUAUGUUAUGGAAAGAAGUUUGGGCCUAAAGGAUAUGGUUAUGGCAAGGGCGCCGGAGUAUUGCAGUCUGAUACUUACACCAAUGGUGACUCUCCAUCUCAAGCCCCCCGGACUACGGUAAUAGAUACCGCCGCUAUUCAGGCGCCGCCAGGCAAAGGCUGCCCGCGCUGUGGAGGCGUGGUCUUUGCAGCAGAGCAAGUUCUGGCCAAGGGUCGUGAAUGGCAUCGCAAGUGCUUUAAAUGCCACGAUUGUACGAAGACCCUGGACUCUAUCAUCGCCUGCGACGGACCUGACUCUGAUGUUUACUGCAAAACUUGCUACGGAAAGAAAUGGGGUCCCCACGGCUACGGUUUUGCUUGCGGUUCCGGUUUCCUUCAGACCGACGGUUUAACCGAGGAAGAGAUUUCCUCCAACCGUCCAUUCUACAACCCAGAUACAACCAGCAUCAAGGCGCCCAAAGGACAGGGAUGCCCGAGAUGCGGUGGUAUGGUGUUUGCGGCGGAGCAACAGUUGGCUAAAGGAACUAUGUGGCACAAGAAGUGCUUCAACUGCGCCGAGUGCCACCGCCCCCUGGACUCGAUGCUGGCGUGCGACGGCCCCGACAAGGAGAUCCACUGCCGCGCGUGCUACGCCAAGCUCUUCGGGCCCAGAGGCUUCGGCUACGGCCACGCACCUACCCUAGUCUGCAGCGACUCCGAGCCAACAGUUACAUACACCGAACAGUUACCGUUUACUGGUCAGAAGGCAGCCAAGGGCAAGGGAUGCCCGCGAUGCGGCUUCCCUGUGUACGCUGCUGAACAAAUGAACUCCAAGAAUGGCACAUGGCACAAACGGUGCUUCUCAUGUUCAGACUGCCACAGAUCUCUUGAUUCCACUAACCUUAAUGAUGGGCCCAAUGGUGAAAUUUACUGCCGUGGAUGCUAUGGCCGAAACUUUGGCCCCAAAGGAGUCGGCUUCGGGCUGGGCGCGGGCACUUUGACCAUGGCAUAAACUAUGAAGCUGGACUUUAUAGGAUUUUAGGAUUGCUGAGGGAUGUAUAGUAGCAUGAAAGAAAUCUAAUCUAUUGCAUAUUGCUACCGUCCUGGAAAUCAUACCAUUUAUUAAACUGGUUUUAAUAAUGGUUGAUAUUAUCAAAAUGAGACUUGUGUAAAAGAUAAUUCAUAAGACGAAUAUUUUAUGAUAAGAAAAUAUAAAUUAAGGUUACAUUCCUUUCAUAUUGUGUACAAACCGUGAUGAAUGUGUUUGGGCCCUUACUUUAUAUAAUUCGUCAUAAAAUAUUGUAGAGUAUGUAAGAUGCAUAGACUUAAUAGUUAUUAAUAAGUAUGUAAAGUAUUUAAAUACCUAAUUUAUUUAAAUAAAUAAAUAUAAAAAAAAUUAAAAAAAAAAAACAUCUUUGUUAAAUGGCAUUGUGAUUGUACCUUCAGAAUAUCACUUUUUUGAUAUGGAGGUAAAACUAUCCUGUAAACGCGGCAAAGAUUGCGUAUUGCAAUCGUUUCGACCGACCAGAUCUUGCUUUAAAGAUCUGAAGCGAUCAUUAUACAUAUUAUUGUCUAUUAAACUAGAUACACCAACGAUUUUUGUACAUACUAUUGUCAUUAUAUCAUUUUAAUACAUUUAAUACUUCAAACAGCUAUUAGCUGUGCUAGAUUUAAUAUUUAAUCGCUUGGCGGCUUUUGCAAUAUAUUAUGCAUAUAAAAUAGUAUCUCACAUAAAGCAGCUUAUUGCAUGAUAUUGCAAACCUAUCGUUAUAUUAUUCUCACUUUUAAUAAAUAAAUACGUAAAACAA